UCAAAACAAGUUUCUACUUGCCACCCGUUCUUGUCCCAAGUAUUAUAUAUAGAGACACAUGCGCACACAGCAGUAGAGAAGGAUAUAUAAUUAGGCAGAGAAGGCAAACAACAUUCAGCAACAAUAACAUGACAACAAUGGCCAAGUCUUCCUAUGUUCUUCUGAUCACCUUUUCCUUCUCCAUCACAGCUCUCAUCAUCUCAGCCUCCACCACCACCUUUGCGGACAAGGCAAGCGUUGAUAACCGCUUAAGCUGGGUGCCGGAGCACAGCUGCCAAGGUUCCAUCGCCGAGUGCAUGGCUGCAGACUAUGAACACGACAUGGAUACAGAGAUCAACAGGCGUAUCUUGGCCACCACCCAGACCAUAAGCUAUGGAGCUCUGCAAAGGGACACUGUACCAUGCUCUCAAAGGGGUGCAUCCUACUACAACUGCCAGUCAGGUGCGGAGGCUAACCCCUACAGUCGUGGUUGCAGUGCCAUCACCCGUUGCCGCAGCUAAAAGUAGCGCUAUUUUAUCUUGUUUUUCAUUUCUAGAAAUGUUGUUCAUCUCAUAAAUGUGUAACGUGAGUGAACUAAUUAAGAAGUAUUGGGAUUUAGUUGUAGGAUCCGGUGAUCUCUCUUGUGUUUGGUGCUGUCUUAUUUUAUUUUGCUUUUUUUUUUUCU
Messenger RNA from Carya illinoinensis, 664 nucleotides. Its product is annotated as protein RALF-like 33. The transcript has a single exon. The record is from RefSeq and is a predicted model, not a curated record. The coding region runs from base 129 to 500 and encodes 123 amino acids. Lineage: Eukaryota; Viridiplantae; Streptophyta; Magnoliopsida; Fagales; Juglandaceae.